Molecule: messenger RNA, 941 nt
Organism: Panicum virgatum (switchgrass)
Lineage: Eukaryota; Viridiplantae; Streptophyta; Magnoliopsida; Poales; Poaceae
Product: probable RNA-dependent RNA polymerase SHL2
Exons: 2
Coding region: 33-905 (290 amino acids)
Biological process (GO): siRNA processing
Cellular component (GO): nuclear RNA-directed RNA polymerase complex
Molecular function (GO): RNA-directed RNA polymerase activity
Source: RefSeq, a predicted model, not a curated record
AUUUUAUUUGAUUCUUGGAUGAGUAUAGCUAUAUGGAUAUCGUUGAUUUCUUCUUGAAGAACAUGGUAAAUGAGAAACUUGGUCCAAUAAGCAAUGCUCAUGUUGUUCAUGCUGACACAAGUGAGUAUGGAGCAAUGGAUGAGAAGUGCAUUCAAUUGGCGGAACUAGCAGCAACUGCUGUGGACUUCCCCAAGACGGGCAAAAUUGUGUCAAUGCCACCAUCCCUUCGACCAAAAUUAUAUCCUGACUUCAUGCAGAAGGAUGAAGCAAUCACCUAUAAAUCAGAUAAGAUCCUUGGAAGGCUUUAUCGGUCAAUCCAAGAAGACUCCAAUGGCGAUCUGGUUCCAGAAGAAACUUGCACUUUAAAUGAUCUGCCUUAUGACACAGAUAUGGAAGUUCCUGGUGCGACAGAUUUUCUCUCAAGUGCCUGGCAGUGCAAGUGCUCUUAUGAAGCACAGCUAAACGCACUGCUCAGUCAAUAUGGUGUGCGUACUGAAGCAGAGCUUGUGACGAAGCACAUAUGGUCACUUCCCAAAUACAGUAGCAGGAAGCAGGGGGAUAUAAAGGAGAGGUUAAAGAAUGCAUACUCCGCUCUCCGCAAGGAGCUCCGGAGUACUUUUGAAAGCAUUGAGACCGACCAAACUGAGAUAUCUGAUGAUGAGAAAAAUAGGGUGUAUGAGAUGAAGGCCUCUGCAUGGUACCAGGUUACCUACCACCCGAAAUGGGUCCAGAAGUCAAGGGAAAUGCUUGGGCCAGACUGCGAGGAAAUGCCUGCGAGACUUAGCUUUGCAUGGAUCGCGGUGCAUUACUUGGCGCGCAUAAAGAUAAGGUGCCGAGGAGAAGUGAAAGCUAACAGCCAAAGACCUGUCGAGAGACUUGCCGCCUACAUUUGUGAGAGCAUGUAGAUGGCAAAGCCGCUCGCGUGAAGCUCCCUGCAGUCC